Messenger RNA from Sungouiella intermedia, 1014 nucleotides. The record is from the annotation of a GenBank genome assembly. NCBI's taxonomy places the organism in Eukaryota, Fungi, Ascomycota, Pichiomycetes, Serinales, Metschnikowiaceae.
AUGCCCCAAAUCACCCCCAUUCGGGGCUUCACAAACACUCCCGUCACAAAGUCCAUCUGUAUCAUCUCCACGGUGACUGCGUUGGUCAUCCUGAUUUUGUCGCUCAAGCCAUAUGUGGUUCUUGCCAUUGAUCCAUUCAUAGUGGAGUUUAGCCAAUACUGGCGAGUCAUCACUUUCCAGUUGCUGCCGGUCAACGAAUCCGAUUACAUGCUCCUUACCAUUCUUUGGUUCCAUUUCAAGACACUCGAGCGGUUUUUUGGCUCGCGAAAGUACUUGUCGGCCAUAGCACUCUUUGCGGUCUACAAUGCUAUCAUCACCUUCCUAGUUCUUGCUCUAGGUCAACUAACAAUUGUGGCACUUGCUGCUCUCUUCCGCCUUGUAGUCCUCAGACAACCAUUUGCAGUGUUGUACACGGAUACCAUUUUCAACUCCAUAGCUCUGGGUCCGUUGGGGAUUAUUUCGCUGUUGUACAUGUGCCAUGGAGCAUAUAUCCCAGUGUCUUACCAAUUCAAGAUUCUAAUGAAGAAACCCAAGGGCGAAGAGAGUGAAGAUGGCGAGCCUCUCAACUCUGGCUCUACCCUUACGCUUACAAACCACUUCCAGGUUCAUGUUCUAUUCACCAUUCUCAUGUUGAAUCGUGGCUUCUCAACCCUAAUUCCAUGCCUUGUGGGGCUCUUCAUUGGACGAUUAUAUACCCAGGACCUCUUGGCAGGCUCCAAAAGCUGGGCUAUGCCUCUGCUCAUAUUUCGCAUGUUUGUCAGUCCUAGAAAGGUCCAGAGAUCUGCUGCAAGGUCUCUCGAGCGCAGGUUCCACGAGUACCAACCUGUUUCUGCACAAAUACCGUCAGAAUCAACUCCGGCUCCCGGGGAAGAAGGGAAUGCCGACAGACACGACGAAGACGACACAGAGGUGGCCCUCGAUGACAUUCGCAGCAACGAUGAACGUCAGGAUGACCGUUCUGCUACACCUGUGCGUCCUUUGGGCCGCCAGUUCCUAGAUACGUUCCGAGCAUAG